Molecule: messenger RNA, 833 nt
Organism: Bufo gargarizans (Asiatic toad)
Lineage: Eukaryota; Metazoa; Chordata; Amphibia; Anura; Bufonidae
Gene: ALG14
Product: ALG14 UDP-N-acetylglucosaminyltransferase subunit
Exons: 4
Coding region: 70-714 (214 amino acids)
Biological process (GO): dolichol-linked oligosaccharide biosynthetic process
Cellular component (GO): UDP-N-acetylglucosamine transferase complex
Source: RefSeq, a predicted model, not a curated record
CCUGACGUCAGCAAUGCGGAAGGGCUGUGCGUUCCAGGGCGGCCUGGUUGUCACAGCGCGCUGGGGCUGAUGGAGUGGCUGCUGCCGGCGGGGAUCGGCUGUCUGCUCACCGUCCUGGUGCUGAGGAUAGCGCUGGUGCUGCGGGGGUCGGGAGAGCACAAACCCGGCAAGAAAGGCCAUGUCAGCCUGCUGGUAGUGGCCGGCUCUGGUGGACACACCACCGAAGUCCUGCGACUGCUCAGCGGCCUGUCCAAGUCCUACUACCCGACUCACUAUGUCCUGGCCGAGACGGAUAAGAUGAGUGAAGAGAAAAUUCAUUUAUUUGAAACCUCUAAGGAUAAGACCUCCGAAGAUCCACUGUAUACCAUCCAUCGCAUCCCCAGGAGCAGAGAAGUCCAACAGUCCUGGAGCUCGUCCUUUCUGACCACCCUCCAGUCCUUGUUUUAUUCCUUUCCAUUAACUUUUCGCUUGAAGCCGGAUGUGAUCUUAUGCAAUGGACCUGGAACAUGUAUCCCUGUGUGUUUCUCUGCACUUUUCCUUGGAGUUUUGGGGAUAAAGAAAAUCAUUAUUGUCUACGUGGAGAGUUUAUGUCGAGUAGAAACUCUGUCGCUGUCUGGAAAAAUCCUCUACCAUGUUGCAGACCAUUUCAUCAUCCAGUGGCCUCUACUGAAGGAAAAGUAUCCAAACGCCAUAUACAUGGGAAGAAUCGUUUGAUCGACCUCCCCAAAAUAUACUGUGUGGAGACCCGACAUGUUGAGUGCUUGUUACCUUCACUUUAUAAGGAUGUUCCAGUUUGUAUUAUACUUUGUAAUAAAAAGUCUCUUUGUAGACUA